AUGGACCACAUGUAUACUGCAAUAGCCAGCGUCCAGGCGAAGGCUGCCAACGUCCCGAACAUUGUCGCUGCUGCUUGCACCGAGCAUAAGAUGUCGUCCUCGCCGUUCCCCUCGCUACAGAUGAAACGCUGCCUCGUAGUUGGCGAGUUACCCGAGAAGGUGCGAGGCGGCGAGGAUGCUGUCUGCCACGGAGAGAUUGGCCAGAAAGUGCCUGGCUGUGGUGCGCAGGUCUUUGAAGUAGGUGAAGGUGAAGAAGAUGAGGGCCGAUCCUGCGACGGAGAGGACGCACACGGUUCCCACCGUCACCUGCAGCGAGAGAAUGAAGGCCGGGGUGCGGGACGGGAUAGACCGGGAGCAGUUGGAUACAUUGGUCCUGAUCCAGGAUGCAUUGCUACUCCAAGAAGCCCAAUCGAAAGGCUGUAACUCAGACCAACUCAUGUGUUUAGCCGACUGCACGUCUUUAUGCAGAGCUAGAGCUAGAG
Geodia barretti is the source of this 482-nucleotide messenger RNA. NCBI's taxonomy places the organism in Eukaryota, Metazoa, Porifera, Demospongiae, Tetractinellida, Geodiidae. The record is from the annotation of a GenBank genome assembly.